This is a messenger RNA of Linum trigynum, 892 nucleotides long. The record is from the annotation of a GenBank genome assembly. NCBI's taxonomy places the organism in Eukaryota, Viridiplantae, Streptophyta, Magnoliopsida, Malpighiales, Linaceae.
CAUUAUGCUAAUAAACAUACUGCUUCCUAGAUAAUAAACAACCCUCCUACAUUCCUUCCUUCCUUCCAAAUCCAAUACCCUUUUCUCCUUUCUUUCCAAUUUCCAUCUUUCAAGGAAAAAAGUCACAGAGUGGGUAUGCCCAUGGGCCCAGGGACUAUGUCGCCGGCCGGCGGGGACUACAGCAACAUGAGCAUGGGGGGAAUGGGCGACAUGCCGACGAUGCACACCAGCUUCUUCUGGGGCAAAGACGUGAUCCUGCUCUUCUCCGGCUGGCCCAACCACAGCCUGCCCAUGUACAUACUGGCCUGCCUUUUUGUCUUCUUCAUGGCCGCCGCAGCUGAGGCCCUGUCUCUGGCCCAGUCCGUUAAGCUCGGGCCCAGCCCGGUGAAGGGUGCGGCAGUUCAGGCCAGUUUUUAUGCGGUUAAGAUGGCUGUCGCUUACAUGGUCAUGCUGGCCGUCAUGUCCUUCAAUCUCGGGAUCUUCAUCGCUGCCGUGCUCGGCCAUUCCCUCGGCCACUUCAUUGUCAAGAGGAAUAGUGUGACACUGUAUGAGAGGUUCAACGCCGAUGGGAGUGGAUGACGAGGUUACCUUCAAUUAUCAAUGUUCACUGCCUAUGGAUAUCCGAAGAAAGCGACGCCAAAUGAAUAAACUCAUGAACAAAUUUUAGUCGAUACCUCCAAGUGGCAGUGGCUCAGUAUGUGAGAAGACUCACUAGUGGAAGUUUAUCAAUCUAUAUCCUUGUGAAGUAGAUAAAAUAUAUACAUCAUUUCCCUAGCUCGGUAGGCCCCUAUUUGAUGUGAUAACAAAACACUACAACAAUUCUGGUUUAUUAUGACAAGGACAUUCGUCAAAACAUAUUCAGACUUUGUCAUAAUAAUUUGUUAUAUCGUUG